UUGACGUUCGUUAUGUCAAACGAUCAACCAAAUAUUAUUAGUUUUGGUGAUGAUGAUAUUCAGUUGAGCGGAGAAACUGCGUUGUUGUUAGAAAAACUGAUCGAACUUAAAGGAGAAUGUUUUAUCAACAUAUUUAUCGACUGUGGAAUUAAUGUUGAAAGUCUACAGUACAUGACCACUGAACAUUUGAACACAAUUUGUCCAUCCCAUAAUUUUGGUCAACGUAUUAUCUUUGAACAUAACUUGAAAAAAUGGCAGGAACAAAUUGAUACCUAUAGCAGCUCUACAAAUUCAAUUAAAUCUGUUUCACGUAGUUCAAGCUCGUCAUCAGCAUCUAUAGAUACAAAUAUGUUUGAUAUAGAAAGCAUUCUGAAGAAAUCACCCAAAGGAAAUAUAGUGCUAAGUUAUUUUAAUAAAAAUAAUAUACUGUCUGAAGCUUGUAGAAAAAAUAUUGUUGAAACUAUUGUUGAGCACUUAAUUGAAAAUAAAAUACAUGCUUCUCCGAAAUGCAUGGACAAUAUUGCUGAUAGUAUUGUUCAAUUUUUCAAUGAAGUAAAGGAAGCAUAUUUUAUAAACGUGCCAAAGAAAAAACCUAAAGGUAUGUUGUAUCAAAAAUACCACAAUACAAUUACUAAGUUAAAACGACAAGACCUCUGGGAAAAACAUGCUAAAUCAAAUUUGAAUAAUAGUGACAGAUCAUCAUUUGAUAAAUCUGUUUUAAAUUCUCCUUUGACUAUUGAAACUGAUGAUUCUACAAUAUUGAGUUUGAAGAGAUGGCUUCAAUUUAAUGUCGACCUUAUAGAUGAAGUUCUGACCAAAUGGAAACAAACAAUUGAACAUAGACAAAAAUUUCUUGCAUUAAAUAGUAUUGAAAUAACUGAUAUAUUAGAACAUUGGCCUAUAUAUAAACAAUCUUAUGCUCAUCAAUUGAUUGAUAUUGAUUUUGAGUUCAUUUAUCCUGGUAAAGGUAACCAUCUAUUUGAUACUUGGAGCACUUUUGUACAAAAAAUAAUACCUUUUAUGACAGUUAACAUAAAAGAUGGAUAUAGUAAAGAUCUUCUUAAACAGAUGCUUGAGCUUCCAGAAUCUGAUUUAGGUAUUAUUUGCUAAUUAAAAUUUUAAUAGAUAUCUAAACUAGUUAUAAAUAAAAUUAUAUGUACAUUGUACACAGAAUAGAUUAAAUUUAAAAAGUAAUCAAUUCUGUGGUAUAUUCUUUCUGUAGUGACAACUAGGUAUACACAGUUACAAAUGUUAUUCCACAUUUGAAGUACA
Messenger RNA from Myzus persicae (green peach aphid), 1272 nucleotides. RefSeq lists its product as uncharacterized. NCBI's taxonomy places the organism in Eukaryota, Metazoa, Arthropoda, Insecta, Hemiptera, Aphididae. The transcript is spliced from 7 exons. The record is from RefSeq and is a predicted model, not a curated record. The coding region runs from base 13 to 1110 and encodes 365 amino acids.